Girardinichthys multiradiatus is the source of this 1041-nucleotide messenger RNA. It is a transcript of the gene exosc7, whose product is annotated as exosome component 7. The coding region runs from base 98 to 973 and encodes 291 amino acids. The record is from RefSeq and is a predicted model, not a curated record. Gene Ontology annotation, cellular component: cytoplasmic exosome (RNase complex); nuclear exosome (RNase complex). The transcript is spliced from 8 exons. NCBI's taxonomy places the organism in Eukaryota, Metazoa, Chordata, Actinopteri, Cyprinodontiformes, Goodeidae. Gene Ontology annotation, biological process: U5 snRNA 3'-end processing; nuclear polyadenylation-dependent rRNA catabolic process; nuclear polyadenylation-dependent mRNA catabolic process.
CGGGUCCCACAGAAGAGUUGUAAACCUCAUCACUAGGAGGCGGUAACGCACGUUUUCCGCUUUCAACCACGACCACGAAGAAGAGUAAGAAAACAACAUGGCAACAGUACAAGUUAGCGAGGCUGAGAAAGUGUACAUCCUUCACGGAAUAAGGGAUGAUUUACGGGUGGAUGGAAGAGGCUGUGAGGACUACAGACACAUGGAAGUAGAGACAGAUGUGGUGUCCAACACAGACGGGUCCGCUAAGGUCACUCUGGGUCACACUGCAGUUCUUGUUGGGGUCAAGGCUGAGAUUGGAAAACCGAAGCCAAUGAUUCCAAACGAGGGAUACCUUGAAUUUUUUGUGGACUGCUCAGCCAAUGCAACCCCAGAGUUUGAGGGCAGAGGAGGAGAAGAGCUGGGGACGGAGCUGAGUAACACCCUCUACAAAGCCUUCAACAACCAGCACAGCUUGGAUCUGAGGAGCCUCUGCAUAAGUCCUGGAGAACACUGCUGGGUGCUUUAUGUGGACGUGUUGCUUCUUCAGUGUGACGGGAAUUUGUACGACGCCAUCUCAGUAGCUAUCAAGGCUGCUCUCUUUAACACAAAAAUUCCCAGAGUCCACAUAUCAUCGGAUGACGGAGGAGGGAAAGAGAUUGAGCUCUCGGACGACCCUUACGACUGCAUGAGACUUGAUGUAGAAAACGUUCCCUGUAUAGUGACUUUGUGCAAGAUCGGCCACAGGCACGUGGUGGAUGCCACUCUGCAGGAGAAGGCCUGCUCUGUGGCGAGCCUCAUCAUCUCAGUCACACACAAAGGUAUAAUCACCUGCACAAGGAAGGUGGGACGAGGCAGCCUGGAUCCAGAGAGCAUCUGUGAAAUGACAGAGGCAGGAAAACGAGUGGGGAAAGCUCUCCACUCUCCUCUCAUGAAGCUGCUGCAGCAGGAGGAGAGUCUGGGCAAGAAGAGGCAGAAAGUUGGCUUUCUUGGUUAAAAUCACUGGUUUAUUUUGUUUGUAUUUACAUGUGUGUGUCAUUUUCUAAUAAAAAUAAAUUGGUACAA